Messenger RNA from Drosophila innubila, 1820 nucleotides. It is a transcript of the gene Rbsn-5, whose product is annotated as rabenosyn-5. NCBI's taxonomy places the organism in Eukaryota, Metazoa, Arthropoda, Insecta, Diptera, Drosophilidae. The transcript is spliced from 3 exons. Gene Ontology annotation, molecular function: metal ion binding. The coding region runs from base 189 to 1727 and encodes 512 amino acids. The record is from RefSeq and is a predicted model, not a curated record.
UAGCUAUAAAAUAGCUAAGUUGGCAACAGUGUCAGGAGGGCACUAGUAGAGAUUUUUAUUCAAAAUUUAAUUACAAUUAAACAUUUCGUGGUUUGGUUAAGCGCAGCAAGCAAUAAAUUCGCACACACAAUAAAUCUGACUCCCAUGGCCAUGUCCAUACUGACGUCACUGGGCAUAUUUAGCUGUGCAUGCUGGAAACCAAUGAUAACAUGUCUAGUAAUCCGUUUGAUAGCGACGAGGAGCCGAGUGCCGCCAGUGACGAGAUACUGGAGGGCUUCCUCUGUCCCAUUUGUCGUGCCGACCUGAAAUCUAUUGAUUUCCUAACGGAGCACUUUGCCCGCCAACAUGCCGAGGAGGAGGAUGCCCUGAAAUCCGUCUUUAAGGAUAUAUUUACUAAAGCCAAGAAGAAAAUCCUCAACAACUUUGACGAUGAUCGCGAUCGUGGAGCUUCGUCGACAGUGUCCGCGUCCGCUUCUGCGUCGGCUGCAAGAGCCUCCAAUGCGGGACCCAACGGAUCGAGGACGAGCAAUGCGAGGACGCGUAACAAUGUCUUUAACAAUAUGUCGAGGCAAAGUGUCGGCGCCGAGCGCUCCUACAAUGAAUACUUUCAGUCCGUGCGCAAUCCUCGCCUGGAGCGUUACGCCAGCGAGACGAACAAGCUGAUCAUAAGACUGCACCGACUGUUGAAGGACUUGCCCACGGAUGCAGUGCAGCGCAAGCAACACGAGCAACAGACAGUUCCUUGGCUGGACGGAAGCUCCGUCAAGCUGUGUCCCAAUUGCGCCAAAAGUUUCCACAUUGCCCGGCGGCAACAUCAUUGCCGUCUCUGUGGUGGCAUCAUGUGCCAUGACUGUUCCCGGUUCCUGCCACUGGAGAAUGCAAUGCAAUUGGCCAGUUUGUCCACUACACGGAGCGAUCCCGUGCAACAGAUGCAGCAUCACGAGGAUCGGUCCAUACGUCUCUGCCAGCAUUGCCUCUGGCUGCUGGACACGCGUCAGGAUAUGCACGAGAGCCGCACUUGCCGCCCAUUGCUUGCCCAAGUCUAUGAGGAGAUCAGGCAGCUGGAGAAGCAAGUCUCACCCGAUUUGGACAUGUACUUGAAGAUUGUCAACAGUCUGUACGAGGGCGAGUCCAUCUUUACCAUCGCUGAUGCGGGUGCAUUGCGUGGCAAGAUUGGUCAAGUGGCGGAGACAAUUGAUGUACGGAGCAAACGUAUAUUGACAAUACAUUCUGAGCCGGGCAGCCGUGAGGAGGCACUGAAGAAGGCCAUCAGGCUAAGCUGUGUUCAGCUGAUCAAGGAACGCAUGCUUUCACUGCCUCCCCUGCCUGAUGAAGCCCUUAUACUUCAGAUCCAGGAGCGCAAGCGCAUGGAAACUGAACAGCGCAUUCUAACCGAGCAGCGAAUGGCGAUGGAAGCCUAUGAGCGCUAUGGUUCCACAAUCCAAGCCGGCGUCAGCAUGGAGAACCGCAGCUUUGCCCAAGGCUCCGAUCUGCAAUCCUUGAACAACUGGUCAGCACCACAAGCGUCCACGACAAAGUCGAGUGUGGAUGAUCCGCUAAUCGAGCAAAUCAACAAUGUCAAGGGAUACAUCAAGCAGGCGCGUCAGGACAUGAACUUCGAGGUCGUCGAGACGCUGGAGAUGAAUCUGCGGGAUCUGCAGCGGGAGUUCUACGAGCGACAACGUCACUCCAGUCACAGCGCCACAUCGCCCCAAUCUGGCAACUAGACACAUCUUUAGCUUAAACAAAUACAGUAUGUCAAGUAACUCUUUUGACAAGAAAUAAACAUAUUUUUAUUUUUCAAAAUUGUUAAACCCAAA